CUAACAUCACAUUUUCUUGUCCUAAAAUUUCAUCAGAAACAAAACAACAGCACGACGUUGACUCUUAAACCCAAUGUCAUGUUUUCCUCCUCAAAACCCCACCUCUCUCCGGUUCGCUCCAUCCUCCCUCCGGUUCGCUGCGGCAUCCGCGAACUCCGCCACCGAAUCCAAACCGUCGACGCCACUCACAAACUCACCGAAGCCAUGAAGCUCGUCGCCGCCGCCCGAGUCCGCCGCGCCCAGGAGGCCGUUGUCAGCGCCCGCCCCUUCUCCUCCAACCUCGCCGCCGUGCUCGCCGACGUCGCCCAGCGCCUCCAAGACGACGGCGUUUCCACCCCCCUCACCGCCUCCCGACCCGUCAAGACCGUCGCCCUCGUCGUCGUCACCGCCGACCGCGGCCUCUGCGGCGGUUUCAACAAAUCGGUGAUUAGCAAAGCCGCGACCCGAAUCGAGGAGUUGAAGAAACUCGGUUUGGGGUGCGUCGUUAUCAGCGUCGGCAAAAAGGGUAACUCGUUUUUCGCCCGCAAUGGUAAAAACAGCGACCCUUUUGUUAAAGUUGAUAGCUUUAUAGAGAUUGGCGGUUUUCCCACCGCGAAGGAGGCUCAGGUCAUUGCUGAUGAUGUUUUUUCGUUGUUUGUGAGUGAGGAGGUUGAUAAAGUUGAGCUUGUGUACACUAAGUUUGUGUCUCUGGUUAGGUUUGAGCCUGUGAUUGGGCCUUUGUUGCCUUUUGUGAAUGAUGGGAAUGGGAAUUGUGGUGAUGGGGUUUUUAGGUUGAGUACUAAGGAGGGGAAGUUGGCUUUGGAGAGGGAUGUUGUGAGGUUUAGGAAAGAGGGUGAGGGGUUAGUGUUGCCCCUUAUGGAGUUUGAGCAGGAUCCUGUUCAGAUUCUUGAUGCCAUGUUGCCUCUUUAUUUGAAUAGCCAGAUUUUGAGGGGCUUGCAGGAGUCUGUGGCUAGUGAGCUUGCUGCUAGGAUGGGGGCCAUGGCGGCCGCCACCGAUAACGCGGUGGAGUUGGGGAAGAGCCUUUCGGUUGCCUACAACCGGGAGCGGCAGGCCAAGAUCACUGGAGAGUUGUUGGAGAUUGUGGCUGGUGCUGAGGCACUAACAAGAAAUGACUCAUGAAUGGGAUUUGGUUUUGGUUCUCCUUACCAUUGUGGUGUUGAGACUUGUGAGUGAGCACGAUGGAUUUUGUUUUGCUGGGAUUUGAGUUGUUGAAUUUGUUGUCAUUGUGUACAACGAGCAGGGAGGAGGAGAGAAAAUUUGAUACAUGGUUUAGUUUUUGGACAGAGAGGCAGGAGAGAAAUUGUACAGUGUGAACAUUAUAAGAACCACCAAAUGUUAGUAUCAUCAACUAGGAGUCUGUUUAGAUACAAGCUUUUGAGUUUUGAGAAACAUCGAAAGCUCUUCUAAGUUGGUAUUCAAACAGAUACUAAUUCAUUAAUCAAUGUGAACAACACAAGAAGCACUAGAUGUUAGUAUCCUCAACUAGUUCAUUGUUCAAUGUGAACAACAUAAGCACCUGAAGUUAGUUAUACUCAACUAGUUCAGAUCCUCUCCUACAAGAUUUCUCUACAUUAGGAAUCUUGACUUUGCAUCACAUUCUCUCCCCUCCUUGAUUGUUGAGUAAUGACAAACUUAACAGCUCAAAUGCGAAAUUCAGUUGGAGAGGAUCCAAGCAGAAGUAUUAUUCUCUUUAAUUCUUAACUUGUUCUUAGCUUUAUAAAACUUUUACUUUAGUCUUGAAAUUUGUCCAAUGUUGUAAAAUGUCACUUUAGUUCUUAAUGCCGGUGGAAACUGUAGUGAAAAAGGACCAAGUGAAUGUCAUUUUGCAACGUUUGCAGGUUAAAAUGCAAGUUUUGUUAAGGUUAAAGUGAAGGAUGCUUUCAAUUUUGGAUAUCAAAGUGAGGGCUUACACAAUAUGCGAUGCAAGAGGUUCCCAACGUCACAUUUCACAAAUACUGUAGCUUCUCAAUAGUUGAUUGAUAAAUACAUGAGUUUUGACCC
Messenger RNA from Cajanus cajan (pigeon pea), 2001 nucleotides. Its product is annotated as ATP synthase gamma chain, chloroplastic. Gene Ontology annotation, cellular component: chloroplast thylakoid membrane. The record is from RefSeq and is a predicted model, not a curated record. Gene Ontology annotation, biological process: proton motive force-driven ATP synthesis. Lineage: Eukaryota; Viridiplantae; Streptophyta; Magnoliopsida; Fabales; Fabaceae. Gene Ontology annotation, molecular function: proton-transporting ATP synthase activity, rotational mechanism.